AUGCGUGCAUUCUCGUGCCUCCUAGGCCAGAGCCUGGUGGCCGCCUGUGGGCUUGCCUCGACCGUAUCGGCAGGCGUCCUGCGAUCAAGAUUAUCAGAAGGGAUUCAAAUAGAGUACAAUGAGCCCAAUAUCUGCGAGACUACCCCAGGCGUCAAAUCAUAUAGUGGCUAUUUGACGCUCAACUCGACGAGCUUGCAAGACUAUCCUCAAAAACUCUUCUUUUGGUUUUUCGAGGCGCGUAAUGAUCCAGAAAAUGCCCCGUUGAGCAUUUGGCUCCAGGGAGGACCUGGAGCACCCUCGAUUGACCAGGCAUUGAACGAGAACGGCCCGUGUCGAGUGCAGUCGGACGCAAACUCGACCGUCCUGAACCCAUACUCGUGGAACAACCACGUCAACAUGUUGUACAUUGAUCAGCCCGUACAGACCGGGUACAGCUACGACGUGGCCACGCCCGGCGUCAUUGACGGGUUGUCUGGAGACAUAUAUCCCAACGACACGUGGACGGGCCCUCUCAACGUGACGGCUGUUGCUGGCGUGUUUGCGAGCCAGGAUUUGACCCGCACCGUUCCCACGACUGCCGUGGCUGCUGAGGCCAUUUGGGAGUUCUUGCAAUUGUGGUUGAGCGAAUUUGAACAGUACCAACGAAAGAGCAUCAGUAUCUGGGCCCAGUCAUACGGUGGACAUUAUGCGCCUGCAAUCGCGCAUCUAUUGCAAACCCGCUCCAAGUCGUGUUCCAAGAACCACCUCAAGAUCUCUGUCGACACUGUGGGCAUCAUCAGCGGCUUCACCGAAUUUGCCACGUAUGCCGAGUCAUAUCCCAACUUUGCCCUCAACAACACGUACGGGAUCCAGGCGUACCCGGUAGAGGUUGCCGAGUCGGCGGCGGCGAACUGGUCCGCGCCGGGAGGUUGCAAGGACCAGCUUGAUAGCUGCCGCGCCCUGACACCAAACGGAUACCACGACCAAUACGGUACCAAUGAUACCGUCACCGAGGUCUGCGGUUCAGCCUUUUUGUUCUGCUGGACGUAUGUCUACUAUGCGUACGACGCGCUCUCUGGGCUUGAUCCCUUUGAUAUUACCCACUCGACUCCAAUCUCUUUCCCUCCGCCAUAUGUGUACGGAUACCUGAACCAAGACUGGGUCAUGGAGGCCCUGGGCGCAGAUGUCAACUAUACGGUCAACAGCAACCCAACGCAGAAUACUUUCUUUGGCGUUGGCGAUUUCGUCUUUGAUGGCUUCACCGACGACCUGGCCCAGCUCCUCGACGACGGAGUCAAGGUGUCACUGAUCAAUGGUGACCGUGACUUUCGUUGCAACUGGGUUGCUGGAGAACAAGUCAGCUUGAACAUAGACUACAAGAACAAGGACGACUUUGCUGCGGCUGGAUAUGCCGAGAUUGUUACCAAUGAUGAGUAUAUUGGCGGCUUUGUCCGUCAAUAUGAUGGCUUCUCCUAUGCCCGUGUCUUUGAGGCCGGCCACCACAUCAACUCGGACCAACCCGAGACAGCCUACCAGCUCUUUCAACGCACCAUGUUUGGCAAGGAUCUGGCGACUGGCAGUAUAGACCUCGCAGACUGCGGGACAGAGGACGACGACAAUGAUGACAACGACAAGGGUCUCUACAGUACCGAGGGUCCAGCGUCCGUCUUCAACGUGACCAACACACCCCCCCUGGACCCAGGCUCUGAGUGCUUUGUCCUCGUCUUGCCCUUUUCCGGGUACUGCACCGACGAGCAGAUCCUCGCCUUGUACGAUGGGUCCGCCGUGAUUGAGAAUAAUAUCGUCGUCAGCCCGGCCGGUAGGCCUGCAGCAAAUUCGACGACGGUUUAG
This is a messenger RNA of Pestalotiopsis fici W106-1, 1830 nucleotides long. RefSeq lists its product as uncharacterized. The transcript has 8 exons. Gene Ontology annotation, cellular component: fungal-type vacuole. NCBI's taxonomy places the organism in Eukaryota, Fungi, Ascomycota, Sordariomycetes, Amphisphaeriales, Sporocadaceae. The coding region runs from base 1 to 1830 and encodes 609 amino acids. Gene Ontology annotation, molecular function: serine-type carboxypeptidase activity. The record is from RefSeq and is a predicted model, not a curated record. Gene Ontology annotation, biological process: proteolysis.